Molecule: messenger RNA, 5673 nt
Organism: Cornus florida
Lineage: Eukaryota; Viridiplantae; Streptophyta; Magnoliopsida; Cornales; Cornaceae
Product: protein TIME FOR COFFEE
Exons: 13
Coding region: 273-5096 (1607 amino acids)
Biological process (GO): regulation of circadian rhythm
Cellular component (GO): nucleus
Source: RefSeq, a predicted model, not a curated record
UGAGAUAGAGUCAUAGAGAGCAGAAAGACAGAGAGAGAUAGGAGGAGAGGAUAGAGAGAGAAAGUAGAGAGAGAAGGGCAGAGUACUGGAGGAGCAAAAACACACGGUCUGUGUGUGUGAGAGAGAUAGAGAGAGAUCUUUGAAAGCAAUUUCUUUGCGGAAGAUGUUUGAUUCGAAUCGGGUUUUUUUCACCGGCGACAACUCUGAAUCUGCAAAUUCCGGCGAAUUGCGUUCUAACACCUGAGUUUUGUUGAUUUUAUGAGAAAAUUAUCAUGGACAGAAAUAGAGAGGCUAGAAGAGCUAAUAUUGCUGCCACAAAUGGUUUGUCGAGACGAAGACACAGAAGCAACAGUCUGAGAGAUUCACCAGAGGAAGAUGGACUGGUGGAGUUACCGGAGCCGGCGCUCCGGUUACGAGAGCGAGGAGUAAGGAAAGAUCGAGAUCGGGAUCGAGAUCGAGAUCGAGACAGGUUGAGUCGGAGCAAGAGGCGGAGAGGUGAUAGAUUGAUGCAUGGGAGUAAUAGAGAGGACGGCGGAGAGGACAGUACGGAGGAGAGUGUGAACGAUGAAGAUGAGUUGGAGGAUGAUGAGUUGAGUGCGCUGCCACCCAAUCCGGCGGUGUUGAUGACGUCGUCGUCGACGCUGAAUCAUCACCACCGGAAGAGCUUCCCACCGGUUGCUAAACUUCCGAGACCUGCGUCGGCGUGGAAAGCAGCUGACGAAAUGAUCGGUGUGUCGGUACCGAGGAAAGCUCGGUCAGCGUCAACGAAGAGGUCACAUGAAUGCUGGGUUUCAGGUAGUGGAGUUGUAGGAGAUACAAUUUACCGGCAAACUUCGACUUCUCCGUUGAGACCAAGCCUUGCAUCGACGUCUACCCCUUAUCCGGCUCCAGCAUCUCCGUCUUCUUCCAAUGCUUCAGCUCGGAAGAAAAUGAAGCCCAAUGGAUCCAAGCCGAGACCGCCAAAAUCUACAUCGAAGUCAUCUUCUUCGAACCCGGAGGAGCUGGAGAUAGAGAUUGCUGAGGUAUUGUAUGGACUGAUGACACAGUCGCAGGGACCUUCUAAGAAAGAAACUGUGGCUAACAAUUCCGCCAAGUUCGAUUCGAGAGAGACAAACAAAUCAAGUAGCGAUGCAAAGUCAAGAGUUUCAUCUCCGAUAUCAAACUCGCCGUCAACGGCAGCUCAGUCAUCUGCGAUGUUAGCGCAGAAUUCUAGCUCCCCAGCAGCUCCUUUAUCGGCUGUUGCUCCAAAGAGGAAAAGACCCCGGCAAGUGUCUGACAAUCUGGGUAAUCUUGGUGUUCGGAACAAUAUGAGUUCGACGACAAAGGUGGAGAUGGAUCAGCCACCGAAGGCCGAAAUUUCGUCUCCCAAUUUGGAGAAAACCUCAGGAUCUGCAGCUGAAAAUGGCGGUGUUCCAUACGAUUUGUCUAAAUCUGAAACUGUUACGCCGUCGCCGGAACCACCGCCGGAGUUGAGUAAGCCGGAGAGCAGUGCCUUCUCGCAAUCAAAGCCUUUGAUGGAAACUGUAGGCGAAACCAGAAGAGAUGUGGUUGCAACCAAGGAGGAGGUCACCUCACCGAAGAAAGAAUCUCCUGCGACGAGAGCAGACAAUGAUGGUGAGGACGUGACAGCGACCAAAGCAGCCAACGAGAUUGAGAGCCAACGAGAGGAGAAGUUUCAGAUAGAUCUGAUGGCACCACCUCCUCAAUUAAGAUCAUCACCGGAAAGGGAAGGCCAGAUCGAUUUAGUUGCUAAAGAAGCGGAUCGUAAAGGAAUGGCAUCCCGUGCUGAUGCAGAGACGAGACACAUUACCGUGGACAAGGACUACGGCGAUGCUGUAAAAAAUGGCAAGGACAGUGCGGUGAAUGUAGAACCUGAGGAGAAAAAAGCCAAAACAAUGGUGGAAGACGCUGAAUCACAUAAGCCAGUUGUUAACAAGGAGAGGAAAAUUGAUCUUCAAUUUGAUUUAGAAAAGCCUGAUAGAGAUAGUGACGGUGUGGGUAGUGCAAUUGGCAACAAUGUACACCAACAUUUUCCGAAACAGCAACAGCUGCAACCACUAAAAUCUGCAAAGGAAGAAGAGCCACACGCAGAGAAAAUUGCUCAAUCCAGACCUUUGCCCUUGCCGAUGUCUAUGGCAAGCUGGCCCGGUGGGCUUCCUCCAGUGGGCAGAUAUAUGGCACCUUUUCAAGGAGUUGUAUCCAUGGAUGGGAGCACCGUAUCUUCUACGCCUCUACAGUUUAAAAGGUGUGCAACACAUUGCUACAUUGCUCGGAAUAUUCACAAUCUCCAACAACUGAUGAAGAUGAAUCCUUUCUGGCCUGCUGCUGCUGCUGGUUCUGCAUCUUUGUUUGGAGCUGCUAAGCCCAGCAAUCUCAAUGUUGUUCCCCCUGUAGAAUUGCAUGGAAACGUUGCUGGGAGAAGUGUUAACUCUUUGCAGGACAAAGGGCAGGGUCUUGGUAUUUUCCCUGGUCCUACUGGGAAAGACAAAGGCUCUCAAGCUGGCAACAUUGCAGAUGCCGCACAGAGAAAGCCACAGAUUUUGCUCCAUCAGGCUUUGCCCCCUGGUGUCCCUCCUAAUAAUAUACUGCAUGGACCUGCUUUCAUCUUCCCCCUGAGUCAGCAGCAUGCAGCAACUGCAGCUGUGUCUGCUCGACCUGGGUCUAUGAAGUCUCCAACCACAGCAGGCGGUAUAUCUUCAUCUAAUGCAUCAUCUAGUUCUGCUUCAGUGAGUGCCUCAGCAACGGCGGCCACCACUGCUGCUGCAGUGAGUUUCAACUACCCAAAUAUGACAACCAAUGAUACCCAGUACUUGGCGAUAUUGCAGAACAAUGGAUACCCGUUUCCAAUUCCUGCCGUGGCAGCACCACCCACUUAUAGAGGAAGCCAUCCUCAGGCAAUGCCCUACUUCAAUGGGUCUUUCUAUUCUUCUCAGAUGAUUCAUCCAUCGCAGCUUCAGCACCAGCAACAACCACCUUCUCAGCCACAGCUAAUGCAACAAGGGCAUCAAAACAACAGCAUUUCCAGUGCCUCCUCGUCCCAGAAGCAUAUGCAGAGCCAGCAGCAGAGGCCUCAAAGCAGUAGCACCAAUGGUGGGAGUGGAAAUGGAAACUUGAAUAGUUUUCCUGCCCCAAAAAGCAGGCCAUCUCAGCAGCAGCAGUCAAAUCAGCAAAUUACACAUUCACAUCAAGCACGCCAGCUUGAAACUGAGGUGGGUGGCGAAGAUAGCCCUUCAACAGCUGAUAGUCGAGUUUCUCGUGCCCCAAUGAAUGUAUAUGGUCAGAAUUUUGCAAUGCCCAUUCACCCCCAGAACUUUGCUUUGUUGACGACCCCUCCUUCAGUAUUAGCUGGUACAAGUGUCAGUGCUGGUGGCAAUCAAAAUGAAAAGAAACAGCAACAAUCACAACAGCAAGGCUUGAAGGCCGGAGUUGAAGCGCUGCCGCCCCAAACUUUUGCCAUGUCAUUUGCUUCUAUCAAUAGUGCUACUACAGCUCCUGGUAUUGACAUUUCAUCCAUUGCGCAGAGUCAUGCAUUUAUCCAGAGCCUCCCUGAGGCCACCAGACAACAUGGCUAUCAGCUUAUGGCAGCAGCAGUAGCGCAGCAGAAGAAUUUCCAAGUCUCUGAAGAAGGUAAAACUGGAGGUGGUGAUUCCUCUAAUAAUGGGGAUGACGAGAAAAAAGGCUUAGCUGGGAAAGCUCCAGCAACUAUCGGGCAGCAGUCAAUUGCUUUCUCAAGAUCAGAAUUAACAGAUGUAUCUGUUUCAUCUAUCUCAGGCAACACAGUCAUUGAUAGCUCUGCUCGAACUCUACACAUUCCAUCUACUUCUGGCCGAACUUCUCGUUCUCCUUUACCGAGUGCAAUGGGCACUGUAAGUACUCCUAAUUCUCAGCUGCAAGCUCAACUGCAACAUCAGCAACAGAUGAUUCAGCUUCAAAAGCAGCAGCAGCAGCAGCAGCACCAGCAGCAACAACAGCAGCAGCAGCAGCAGCAGCAGCAGCAACAUCAUAUGGCAGCUGCAGCAGCUCGGAGUAAGACACCGGUCACUAGUAAUGGCAGUGUAUACUCUGAUCGCUUAACUUCGUCUUCAAUGACUGCCAAGUUCCAAAAUGUGCUCUCCCCUUUUCCACAAAGCAUUGUCCAAAGCAGUGGCAGCAGUCCGGCUCAGUCGCCGCAAUGGAAAAACUCUGUCAAAACCACGACCUCCCAAGUUCCAUCAUCACUGGCUUCAUCAACCCCAUCAUCCCUCAAAAGCAUUUCCCAACAGCAGGCGAGAUCCCAGCAAAGUCAUACACAGAUAUCUUUCGGCACUAACCCCAAAUCAUCGGCUGCAUCACAAGGGCAACAGGCUCUCAAUAGUAAUCAGUCCCCAUCUCCUCCAGUGGUUGGCUCUCCAACAACUUCUUCGAUCUCCAAAGGUGCUAGUGGAAGCCCAAGGACGACGACUUCCACUUCCACAGGCAUCAAAGCUGCCCAACCUUCUACAUUGUCGUCUCAACAAACCAAGAACUCGCCAUCUGGAGCCAGCCAGAAGUCUUCUCCAGUUGGUGGAAAGAAUGUUCCUUCAAUUCUUGGCAACCCUCAUAUUACCUCUUCUUCAAACUCUGGAACUAAGCCUCAAAUGAUGCAGCAACAACAACAGCAGCAGCAGUUACCAAAGGCAUUGCAGCAGCAACAGCUUUUCUUCUCUACUGCUUUCAUGCAAGCCCAAGGUCCUCAUUCUACCAGCUCGAGUUCUGCCGCUUCAGGACCUAAUGCUUAUUAUCUUCAAAGACGGCGUCCCGAUCAGCCACAGGGUUCAUCUGCUACGUCUUCAACUGGGAUGUUGUCUUUGUGCCCUCCAGUCACUCUAGGUACUUCUGACCCAGCAAAAGCAGUCGUUGCUGCUGCUGCUAGCAAUAUGAAAGGGGGCGGCUUACCCUCGCAGGGUAUUCUCCAUACAGCCCAGUUUGCAGGACAGUCCUCCGGGAACCCACAUCAGCUUGCAGGCUUCCCAUAUGUUCACUCUGUUCCGGCCGCAGUUCAGGUGAAAUCAGCGGAGCAGAAACAACCAGCUGGAAAUGAUAAUUUGCAUGCAUGCUGGCAGCCUGAGAAGAAAUGAAGCAUGGCAAUGAGUCAAUGUUGACAUUAUUCCGCAUUUGAUGUGCGCGUUCAAACCUGCAAGAGCUUCUCGGAACGAUGGGACACAAACAGGCUGAACUCUUGGAAUGAACAACCCACAAUUUUGGAAAGAAGUUGAAUAUAGUGGGGUGAAAGAUGGUCCUCCAUAGAAUUUUAUUGGAUUGUGAAUGAAUUGAAUUGUAUCUAUGUGAACUUGUGUCUAUAAUCUGACAGGGUUGAUGGUGAAUUCUCUAAUUAAUCCGGUUGGUUUCUGAUGAUGAGAGGUUGGGCUAUGGAAAGAAAAGUGAAAAUUCAUUUAUGUUAUUUGUAUGGAAAAGAGGGAAGUUGAUAAAGGAAAUUGGGAAAGCAGACGAAUGAAAGACAAAUUUCUUCCUUUUUUGGGGCGUAAAUGGAGGUUUCUUUUCUACUUUGCUAAUCUUUUUGUUUCCCUUUUUCUGAAGGUUUAAUCCUCUGAAAGAUCAGUUGAAAACAGUAUCUUUCCUCUUAUAUAUGUGUGGUGAGGGUGUACAUGGAUAUGUCUGGCACAUAUGAAAUUAACCUCUAAAUUUUUUUAUUUA